This is a messenger RNA of Archocentrus centrarchus (flier cichlid), 1508 nucleotides long. RefSeq lists its product as uncharacterized. The record is from RefSeq and is a predicted model, not a curated record. The transcript is spliced from 4 exons. The coding region runs from base 139 to 918 and encodes 259 amino acids. NCBI's taxonomy places the organism in Eukaryota, Metazoa, Chordata, Actinopteri, Cichliformes, Cichlidae.
AUUAACAUUAAGUCUUCAGAAACUGAAGAAGGAUAUGCAGAAUAUAUUGAAGAGGCUAAAGGACUGUGGGACUACAAGCACUGAAGACACGCUCAGGAGAAGCAGCAGUUCUCUGGAGCGAAAUGUGAAAGAGCUGACAUGGGGUUCACAGCACAGCACAUGCUCUGGCUUCUGUCUGUCUUUACUUUUACAACACAAGAGCUGGUGAGACUUAGGGUUAGCCCCCAGAUUACUGCAGAGUGUGGCAAGCAAGUUACUCUGAACUGCAACACAACCUUGUUUCACCAUGGACUAUCCAUCAAACUCAUGCAGUGGUUUCAAGAGGAAACAAUUUUAUGUUUUGUGGACAGUAAAGGGAAAAUUAUCACACACCACAGAGGAUCUCUGAGUGAUUUCUACUGUGAGUAUGAAGAUGGACGACUGUCACUAAUCUUUAAAAACAUGCAGCCUCUGGAGAGUGGAAAAAACUACACAUGUAAGCAGCGCUCCAACAAAGGAGCACUCAGUAAAUCUACAAAAGUGGAGUUACAAGAGUGUUGUGGGAUUGUUGAGGAUAAAUUAACAACCAACGGACCUGCGUGCACCUUCAAGCGUGUCUACCCAGACGGAGAUGUGCACUGGUUUCACGGCUCCCGCAACCUCUCAGAUGGGUCUCUGACGCAGCACACUCAUAAAAGUGUGGACAAACAAGGCUGGCUGACUAUUCAUAGUUACCUGGAGUGGAACAAUUCACACGGGCCCUACAACUGCUCGUUGAAGAGCACCAUGUCUGAUAGAUACAUUGCAAGUACUUUGGUUCAGAAUCCUAAAUUCCAGAAGAGUAGAAACCAGCACUCAAACAGCCACAGAGUUACAGCACAGGAAAGUAUGAGGACAGCUUUUUGUGUUUUAAUCUUUCUUGCAAUCGUAUUCAAAUAAUGUAAUUUCCACAUCAUGAAGUGUGACGUAACAUAGAGGGUGAAUCAAUGAUUAACACUAAUUAGGAACAACCAGGUACUGAGAUUUAUGCAUCUUUUUUUCAAAGCCAGGACAUUGGCACUCAUUUUAAGUGAGUCAUCUUGCACAAUCCAGAGGGUUAUCCUUCUUUGUGUUCUUGGCUGAUGUGAACAAGAAAAUUACACACCACUGAGAGGUGAUAAGAAGGCAGCCAGUAAUCAUAACAGUAUAAAAUGCAUUUGUUGUUUCGCUCCAGUAGAAGAUAAGAGAGCAAUGCACACUGGUUUCACUGCACUUUUUGUUUUUUCAGAAAACAGGAAGACGUACACGCAGAGAAAAACCAUUUUCAUAUAACUGCAAAGUGAUUAAGAAUUCUGUGCUGGUUCAGUUUAAUAUAUACAACACUGUUGUCUAUUUAUAAGUUCUUUGUAAAUGAAGGCCAUAACAGGCUAUUUGCUAAAUUUAUUUCAGAAACACAUAACUAUCAUGCAGCAGGACCCUUUUUGACUAUCAGUCAAGCAACAAAUCUGCAAUAUGUGGAUGGAUGCUGCCCUCUGGAGAUAUGUGCUACA